AUGGAACCGAUCAACGGUAACCCGACCUCCGUCGCCUCGGUUGAGCCGCUCUCUCUUGCUGCCGCCGACCGUGAGUCAUUCAUUGUACUUGGAGUAGAGAAUUAAAAUUGGUUAUUUUUUGCAGAAGUCGGAGGAGCUUUCUGUCAUCAGUUCUACAUCACUGUGUCGGAGAACCGCAAGCUGAUAACCAAAUUCUACGGUCAUGAGUCGAUUUUCCAUUAUGACGACCAAACCGUGACCGGAGCUACGGUUGGUUUCGAAUGUCUUGUUGCUGUGUUUCAAUUAUUGAUUUUUUGCAGGAGAUUUCCAAGCUGUACGACUCGCUUCCGGAAAGUACCCAUUUCAAAAUUCAUUCCAUCAAGGUGAUUUUUUUCUAACAAGUCCCCUUGCAACUGUAUUUUUCAGGGUUUUCCAACUCUCCAUAAUCAAGGAGUGAAGAUCCAAGCUGUCGGAACUGUCAAUCUGCGACCUUUCGUCCAGACUUUCGUGCUUGGCCAGCAAGGACAGAAGAAGUAUUACGUCGAAAUCGACAGCUUCCAAUAUCUGGAUAACUUCUUUGAGUUCAAGUCUGAGCAAGAGAAGUCCCCAACGCCAACCACCGCUUCCAACGGACAUUCGAAUGGAGUCAACGGAAAGGUGACGAAGAAGCAGGAGCAUCCAGCGGAGCCGCAUCCGACCAAGCCAACUCCACAGAAGCUUCAUCAAACUCCAAAGAAGGCUGAGGAGCCCCCUCGCCAGGUCAAGCAGGAGACGCCGAAAUCUAUGGAGAAGGAGAUCCAGAAAUCGCCGAAGCCACCAGUUGUUCAGAAACCACAACAGCAGCAACAAGCUCCGGCUCCAGCUCCAGCUCCUAUUCCGGAGCCAGUGCAAGAGCAGCCGAAGGCUCCCAGAACAUGGGCCACCCUUGUCGGCGGAGGAAAACAGCAGCCACCAAUGCAACAGAACUACGGACAAGGACCGCGUAAGUAAUUCGGAUAAAAAUCUUCGGUAAAGCUAUCUUUCUCAGAAUUUGCCCAGCAACAGCUGAACCACCACAUGCAACAGCAAGCUGCUCUUCACCAGCAUGCUGCUCACCAGCUCUACCAGCAUCAACAGGCUCAGCAGCAGCAAAGAGCGCAGGCUCAAGCUCAAGCUCAGCAAGCUCCUCAACAACAGCCACCAGUUGAUUUGCAUCAGCAAGGAGGAGAUCAGGAGAACAUCAACCUGAACGAGCGCAAGAUCUACUUGGGAGGAAUCACUCGUGAGAUUGUGCCGAGCAACACCGCCCAGGCUGAGACCGAGAUCAAGCAGGUCUUCUAUAGUAAGUUUGAAAUUGUAGAAUUAUUUAUGAGAAUUGCUUGUUUCCAGAGUACGGAGAAGUUGAGGAGGUGCGCAUGCCGCGCAAGGUUCUCGACAGCCCGAACGACACGUCGAAGCACGCGUUUGCUUUCAUCACCAUGCGAAACAAAUCAGGAGUUCAAGCCAUCUUUGGCGACGCGAAGCGCGAUGAGACUGGAGUCUGGAAACUUCCGCUGAAGCUCGACGCUUUCGGAUUCGACGGGUUGGCCCAAAUUAGUGAGCAACGUGACCCACCUAACGGCGGUUUCCGUGGAGGACGCGGAGGCGGUGGAUUCAAUCGUGGAGGCGGACAGUUCUUCCGUCGCGGAGGAUCAGGAGGAGUACCACGCGGUGGACUCCGUGGAUUCCACAGCACCCCCCUUAACGGACACUGA
Caenorhabditis sp. 36 PRJEB53466 is the source of this 1712-nucleotide messenger RNA. The record is from the annotation of a GenBank genome assembly. NCBI's taxonomy places the organism in Eukaryota, Metazoa, Nematoda, Chromadorea, Rhabditida, Rhabditidae.